Bipolaris zeicola 26-R-13 is the source of this 2550-nucleotide messenger RNA. RefSeq lists its product as uncharacterized. The record is from RefSeq and is a predicted model, not a curated record. Bases 1 to 2550 code for a protein of 849 amino acids. The transcript is spliced from 2 exons. Lineage: Eukaryota; Fungi; Ascomycota; Dothideomycetes; Pleosporales; Pleosporaceae.
AUGACUACGCGCCAGCCCCUCCACCCCAUUUCCCCGCCGUCGGCCACCGCUGUCAAGUCACGCUACGCACAUCUCCAGAGACCCACAUUAGCUACCACCACCACAACCACCACCAGGACCAAUGGACUCGGCACCAUGGACACCGGAAACCACGACCGACAUGACUUGCACGAUGCAGACUCCGUCGUGUCUGGACUGAGCGAGCUCGAAAAUGACGCCGAAGACGAUUUUGAUAAGCUCAUGAUACGCAACGAGCGCGACAGACGACGACUGAGCCAGGCCGCCAGUAACCGGCCCCAGCCCUUUACAAAGGCGCGCGCACAUCCGCGCGUAGGCUUGACCCUGGAGAACCUCGAAAGGAACAAUGCAGCAGCAACAGCGGCGGCGAGUGCAAAUGUCAGCCUGGACCGCCCGCCCAGCAGUAACGGGAGCACAAGCAGCAAUCCAGCAAUACAUGUGCCGGCAGCAUGGGGUAGGAAGAGCAGGAGCAACAGACACUGGAUGCGGGCCAUCGCCUACGACGAGGAUCAGCAGCAACAGACACCCACGGCCCCAGAAGAAGAUGGGACAAACGAUCAAUACUACGGCAACAACGCGAACCUGCCACACCGCUCAGUCGAAGACAGCCCGCUCUCGCACAAGACGUCCAUGGUCGGCACUCCACGCGCCGAUUCCGAGGAGUGGGACCUCACCUUUGAGCUCAACGAAGCUUCCAUGAUUGCAUCUACGCCCUACAUCCCCAGAAGUACCGUGCUAGACGACAUACGGCGGCGCGAGAUUGAAAGCUCAAAGGAACGGUCGGGCUCGCCCGAGCCAGCGCGCCGACGGUCUUCGUCUGGGCGGAAAGCGGAGAGUGCAAGCCAUGGCGCAUCGAACCCCGAACCAGUCGUGCAAGAGUCUCCGCCGCCCCAGAAAAAGCUGCGUAUGCGCACACAGUCAUGGCAGUCAAUUGGCAAGUCACAGCCGGUAAUGGGUGUGGGCAAGGAAGACAUGCCCUCUGCAAUGUAUAAGAGCACGGAGAGCAUAGCUGAGGUAGAUCGCGAAGUGGUUGCCACUGUUGAAAGAAUCCCACCAAAGCGCGUUCCCCAUCGGCGGCAUGACUCACAGGACCUGCUGCGUCGGCUGGCGAGAGCCUCGAACACCCCAAGCCCGGCGCGGCCACAAGCGACACCUUCAGAGCCGCUGGACGGCUCAUCAGAGAUGGGAACCACGCGUACCCAAUCUUCGGGCAAAGAGAGGAUGCAAAACGUGGAAGUGAACGCAUCCGUGCCCAAAGCCGUUUCCGAACCUGUGGCACCUGCGUCACAAGGGGACACAGAGCGAGAGGGGUCACGAGAGACGCCCCAAGAAGCCGGACAAUUGCCGGAAUCUUCAACGGAGAAGGGAGCAAAAACCAAUGGAGUACAUGCGACACCAAUGCCCGCAAAGAGACCGAUAUUGAACCCCAAGACUCCAGUAGUGACUGGUGCCUGGGUCGACACACCAGGUCCACGUACUACUCAAAGAUCUGUCUCUACAAGUAGAUCUCGUUCGCGUUCACGCUCACCCAAGAAAGUCGAUCCACGCAAGACCAAAUCGCUUGAGAGACUCAGGCCUGGCACUGAAGGGUCUGCAAAUGUAGCUAUGGAAGUGAUCCGUCCCCAGUUACCCAGAUCUGCACUGCAAGCACUCGUCGAAGAAGCGAAAGCUCACGACAAACAAUCAACAGCGGAUUUUGGUGACUCUACAAUCAACUCACUUGAGGAGCUCAUCACUCCAUUGACUGAAAUCGCAGUAGACGAAGAUACUCUUCAGGGUCUUCAGAUUCCAACUGAUGCACCCCGUAACGAUGCGGAACGCCAAAGACAGCAAGAGCUCGUCCAUUUGCAUCGCAUGAGCGAUCGCCUCCGUGCAGCGCGUACUAGCAUCCGUGACGUAAGUCGAGGCAUGAAGCGCGUCGAGGACCGAGUCGAGCAUGUCGAAGAGGGAGAGAAUGGCGAGAAAAUCAAGGUGGUCAAGCGGACAUGUCUGUGUACGAGUGAAGACCACGCGCAGUACUUUUCAAUGUGGAAGUGGUGGAAGAGCUUAUUCUGGGAGCAACGACUCAAGUCCUUGCGCCAGAUAUCCAACAGUCGGCUGAGGUUCUGGGGCGGACUAACGGGUCUGAGCAUUUUUCUCAUCACCCUCUUGGUCUGGUGGAUAAGCGAAGAGGUUGCUUGUGAGUUAUACUGUCGACCCGUGUACGCCCAAUCGUAUCCCUACCCAUUCAGUGUGAACCCCAAUGCUCCAAAAUAUCCCUAUGUCAUUCCUACCCUCAUCUACCGCAAUCUCAUCAAGGACUGGUGGGUCCCUGUAUCUUCAUUCUUCUCAUGGCUCGCUGCAACUAUUUGGGAGUGCCUGGUCGGCUUUGAGCAAACGACGCGCAUUGGCAACUACAUGAAAAGUCAAAGCAUGCGAAGUUCGGGUGCGGUAGAAACACAUUGGAUGAGUGAAGAUGCCGCUACACUUAUGGAAGAGAGGGGCUGGGAUGCUAGCAUAUUUAACGAUGAGAUUUUGCCUGGUGGGCGGUAG